AUGACGUCUGUUCUAGCCAAUUAUCCGGUCAAUUACCCGAAUUUCGUUGAGGAACAGGUAUUUUCUUUGAUUUUUUUCUUGCUGGUAUAUGAUUAUAAAGCCCCAGAAGAGAAAGAGAACGAAGUUGAAUAAAAAUAUGUUGAAUAAGAAAUUUUCUAGCUUUUUAUUGAUUUUGAGAAGCUCAAAAACUUUCAAUUGAAAAAAGAAUUCAGAAAAAGUAGCUUUCCGUUUCAAAUUUGAAAAAAAAUACCCUAAAAAUGUAUCAAUAGCGCAGGAUUGACCUUGAAAAAUAGCCACAACUUGAAAAUUUUUAAAUUAAAAUCAAAAUUAUUCCAACUUUUCGUGGUUGCCUAGUUAGAGGCUUGAAGCCUUAAGAUAAACUUGAUCAUCUUCUGAAAACUUCAAAAAUUAGCCUCAGAGCGAGAAUAAAUUAUGAAAAAAGCCAUAACCCUCUAGAAAGGUCUAUAGGUCCAAAAAAAUUGCUCAGUCGUUCUUUUAGAAAUUUUUUUUUAUUAAAUGGGGCUAUCCAACUCAUAAAAAAGGUAGAUUCACUAAAUUCAUUUCUCAGAGCCUGAAAAAAUCAAAAAAGCUUUAAAAGAAAUGAUUUUAGGGCGAAAUUCGCAGAGCCUUGGCUCCAACUUCCCAUGGCAACUUCUUCCAAUGGAGAUGAAGCACGAGAUCACUCGAAGGAUGGAUUUUUCGACAAAGUUCUUAUCAAUUUCCUGAAGAAAAUUCUAAAAAAAUACAUUCCAGGAGGAGAUUUUCAUUCUUAUCGCUAGAAACAUGGAACGUUUGCAAAAAAAGGCUCCAACUUUUUUUCGAUUCUUUGGAAAUCGUGGACAGUUAUUGGAAUCGGCCGGAUAUGCCAAAGGUUUGAAAAAUUUCCUUAAUUAUUUAAAAAUAUGUUUUUUUCUAGCCAACUUACCUGAUUUGGGGCAAAAAAAAAGAAAAAGAAAAAAACUUUGUUUCUGUCCAUGAACUUCGGAAAAAAACUGACUAAAUUCAAAAAAAUCUUAAAUUCUUAUGAAUCCGAUAGUGGUCCCUAUAGGGGUUAAAGGGGAGAAGAUCCCUAUAGUGAUCGAAAAAAGCGGCCCAUAUAGGGGUAAAAUUAAGGUGGUCCCUAUAGGGGUUCAGGGUCUGAUCUCUUAGUUUCUAAAACUCAAGUGGAUCCUAUAGGGAUGAAGGGGAGAUCAACCCCUAUAGUGAUCGAAAAAAGCGGCCCCUAUAGGGGUAAAAUUAAGGUGGUCCCUAUAGGGGUUCAGGGUCUGAUUCCUUAUCCCCUAAAACUCAUGUGAACCCAAUAGGGAUGAAGGGGAGAUCAACCCCUAUAGUGAUCGAAAAAGAGGUCCCUAUAGGGAUUAAAUUAAGGUAGUCUCUAUAGGGGUUCAGAGUCUGAUUCCUUAUCUCCUAAAACUCAAGUGGAUCCUAUAGGGAUGAAGGGAAGAACAACCUCUAUAGAGGCUGAAAAAAUGGUCCCUACCAGAGUCUGAUUCCUUAUCCCCUAAAGCUCAAGUCUUACAAUUUCGUUCAAAAACACUUAUUUGUUCAGUUUUCCCCAUGGAAAAGCUUCUUCGCUAAAUUAUCAAACCAGUUAUUGACUAGCAUGCCCCCUAUAGGGGCCACUUACUAAAACCCCUAAAGGGACCACUUUUGCAAGCUUUAUUGGUCCCUAUAGGGGUUCGUAAAGUCGUCCCUCCCAGAGCCCUUAUGGUCGCCCCUAUAGGGACCACUCUGGAGUUCCUCAGUUCUUUCAAGAUAAAUUCAACUAAAAUAAUUUAUUGACUUGAAAAUGUUACGCCCGUCUGCGCUCUCUUCAACUCUCGACCGAACAAUUUCCAUGGGCUGGUGAGAGAACAAGAGAGCGCAGACCAGCCUGAAUUUUUUCUCAAUUUUUCUUCAGUUCAUCAAAAUCUGCGCCACCGUGAAACGGCAGCACUGUGAGCAAUACACUUUCCGGUUUAUCGAUCGAGGAUUUGUCAAUUGCGAAGUCGAAAAGUCAAUCAAAAAAUCAUACAAAAAAUGGUCAAAUUUUCCAGAAUCUACACGACGGAUUACAAAAACCCGCGCACCGACGUCGCCAUUUACAACGGCGAGAAUUUCAAACAAAUGGCUUUUCGAUUUUUGAGCCGAUUUCUGAAGGAGAAUCGCUUCGACCACGUUGAAUACAUGACGGUUCGUGGAUUUGAAAGAGAUUUCGAGUUUUCUUCACAAAAUACAGUGUAAAUAAUGAUCUUUAUAUUUUUUGUGUUCAUUCGAAAAUUGUCCGUAGAGCACAUAUUCGCCUUUUGCUUGGCUAUUUUUUCAUGUUUUUUUUGGUCUACUUUAAUGAGUCUUAUCAAUUUCUAAGGGGUUUUCAGUGAGUUUCCAGAAAAUUUGUCCUUAGAGCGCAUAUUCGCCUUUUUCUUGACUAUUUUUCUCAUAUUUUUAUAUGUUUGCUUUAACGAUUCUUAUCGACUUCUAGGGCUUUUUCAAGCGAGUUCAAAGGAAAUUUGUCAUUGGGGCGCAUAAUCUUCGCCUUUGUGAGGCUAUUUAUUCUCAUAUUUUUAUUAAGCUUUUUCAAUAAUUUUUUUAAGUUUUAAAACUUCUAGCCAUUUUUUGAGGUAAUUUGACUUAUAGGGAACUUUUUUGAACACUCAAAUUUUUAGUUGAGUUCAAGUUUAGAGCUUGCAAAUUUUUUUUAAAUAUCUGUUUUCAAAUCGAUUAUCCUUUUGCAGCUACAUUUUUCGAUAAAAAUCUAUAUUUUCAGGCCUGCACCCCAUGUUUCAUGUCAAAAUUUGUCUGCAAAUCUCUCACGAUUUCAACAGUCGACGAGGCGACUUUCAAGAAAGUUUUGAACUUGGCGCCGUCUCAUUUGAGCAAACUUUCCAUGCAAUAUCUCUCCGGAUCCCUUUAUCAAGAUCGCGGAGUUCAAUACUUCAAGGAUUCCGACGUUUUCGAUCUUCCUCAGGUUCGCAAAUUUUUUUGGAACUUUUUUUCAAUUUUUUUCCUAGUGAAACAGAGAAUUUUUUUCAGAAUCAAUGAACUUAGUUGCAUUGAAAAAAAUAGAACUCAAAGUCUUAAAUUCCAGGUUUCCAACACUCUUUCCCUCAACGUCACCAACAAAUGUUCCAUGAACGACGAUCAAUUUCUACGGCUAAAAAGCGAUCGGAUCGAUUUGACAAGUGAUAAUAUCACUGAGAACGCAAUCAACAUGUAUUUAAAGGUAAGAACUUCUUUUAAAAAUCUCAAAAGUCAUUUUUUCAGGAUUGGAUCAAUGGGGUCCGGGGAAACUUGGAAUAUUUAUCGAUCCGGUGCAAAGAGGCCUUGAACUCAGCCAAUCUUUUGAAGGAUAUUGAUUUUAUUGAUUGGGAAACGGUCCGCAGGAGGAAUGGGUGGGUUUUGGAAAUUCCAAAAAUAUUCAAAUCCUGAUUGAAAUUGAUCAAAAAUCUUCAUUGUAUCACCUUCUCUAGCUCUCUUGUUUGAUUUAUUAUCAAAUAACUAUUUUUUUUUCUUUAAAAUCUGGAAUUUCAGGGCAUUCGCCACAGAAUUCGAAGCCCGCUACACGAAUGACCGACUUCAAAGCGCAAUUUUCGAAGUUUCCAGCAAAAAUAGUGGAAAAGCUUGCUUGAUCGUGUCUCCGGGACAUUUGGCCCGCUUCAUUGUUACCCAAAAAGGUGGGGCUUAUUUUGUUUGA
This is a messenger RNA of Caenorhabditis auriculariae, 3673 nucleotides long. The record is from the annotation of a GenBank genome assembly. NCBI's taxonomy places the organism in Eukaryota, Metazoa, Nematoda, Chromadorea, Rhabditida, Rhabditidae.